Messenger RNA from Caenorhabditis remanei, 480 nucleotides. RefSeq lists its product as uncharacterized. The transcript is spliced from 3 exons. Bases 1 to 480 code for a protein of 159 amino acids. Lineage: Eukaryota; Metazoa; Nematoda; Chromadorea; Rhabditida; Rhabditidae. The record is from RefSeq and is a predicted model, not a curated record.
AUGAACGGAAACUUUGACCAGUAUAUCAACAACUGUGAUAAUUUGGAUGAACAGAUUAGCGUCACCGACUUCAUCAAGACUUUGAAGAAGGUCGAGUCAUCCGACACUCUCAACGGUCGCGACAGUACCUCGUCGAGCUCGUCAACCGACAAACUCGCGAAACUUCCAGAAGACGGACGUAAAGUCGACAAGAAGGGAAGUGCGAAUGACUUGUUGCAAAACAUGCGAAAGCGAUUCGUUCAUCGCGCCACCGAACCGAUUUUCCACGCGUUGCCAGAGGCGCAGGAACGACGAGUCGUCAGCGGACGGGACGGCUCCUCCAGCUCCACCAAGAACUUCAGCCUCAGCCGGGAGCCGAAAAGCGUCGAAGGAGGAUGCGACGACCUCGUAAAAAUGCCGAGUUUCGACAACUCGCUGGACCGAAAGACUGAUUCCGAACCGACGUUAUCCAAAACAUUGAAAAAGUAUAAUACUCCAUGA